GUAGAUAAUUUUAUAAAUACUAUAACUCUAAAUUGAUGAUUAAGAUGAUAAGGCAAAGGAUCAUGAUCAACACUACACUACUAAGAAACAUAACUUCAACACCACCAGUACCUAUAUUUGGUCAAAAAUCCUCUGGGAUCGGAUUCACACAAGCAACUCACUCUGUUUCUACUUCUACCCAACCAAACAAUAAAGAUAUGGACAAAGGAAAGGAAGAGAUCAACACUAGUAAUCAAGAAACUGGAGACGUGAUGUCUUCCUUUGGAGAAGGGUAUUCUACAAGGUGUGAUGAAGAAGGAUUUGGUGGAAUCUAUGGGGGAAAGCAGUCUCUCAAGCCCCAAAAUGAUCCUGUUAUUGAUCCCAACCAUUCUGAGUAUGACAAAACGCAGGGGAGUGAAGUGAAGGAGAAAGAGAAAUCACGACACCAGACUGGCCCCAAUCGUCAAUAGUGGAUUACUCCUUAAUUACACUUUAAUUAAUCUUGCAUUAUCUUUUUUUUUUUGGAAGAAAUUCUGUGUUUUCAACUGGGGAUUAUUUUCAGUUUCAGUUUAAUUAUAUGUUUUUAAGUUUUUAUAUCUAUAAGGUAGAUGGAGAAGAGUGUGUUAUAGAAUAUAGAUAUCUUGUAUGAGAGUUCAUGUAAGCUAAUAAAUUAAUAAAUGUAAUAUGUACUUUAUUUAGUAUAUUCCCUUA
Molecule: messenger RNA, 690 nt
Organism: Cannabis sativa
Lineage: Eukaryota; Viridiplantae; Streptophyta; Magnoliopsida; Rosales; Cannabaceae
Exons: 3
Coding region: 36-449 (137 amino acids)
Source: RefSeq, a predicted model, not a curated record